Hermetia illucens (black soldier fly) is the source of this 2566-nucleotide messenger RNA. RefSeq names its product regulator of gene activity (gene Rga). The record is from RefSeq and is a predicted model, not a curated record. Gene Ontology annotation, cellular component: P-body; CCR4-NOT core complex. Gene Ontology annotation, biological process: nuclear-transcribed mRNA poly(A) tail shortening; regulation of DNA-templated transcription; regulation of stem cell population maintenance. Bases 1010 to 2458 code for a protein of 482 amino acids. Lineage: Eukaryota; Metazoa; Arthropoda; Insecta; Diptera; Stratiomyidae. The transcript has 8 exons.
AUAAUUUAUAUCAUAGACGACGGCAACGACGAAUACAAGGCGAGCUACGACAUUUGAAGUAUCUACGAAGAAAAAAGGAAUUUCUGUGCCGUGUCCCGUGCGAAAUUUUCGGAAAAUAUCGCGUUUUCUCAGCGAUCGAGUGUGUCGGGUGAUACGUAAAUCGCUUGCCGGUUCGAUGUGUUUCGUGUUUUGUGCGUUUUCCGGCAACCGCAGAGUGUAAACGGCGAAGUUCAUUGAACUGCUUUUUCGUUGUCCCUUAUCAGAAGGAAAAAAGGGAUUUCGCGAUUUGUGGCGAUUGUGGGAGCUCAGAAAUAGUCCUGAAAGGGUUGAAAGGAAUCGUUUUCCCUAGUGCUUGCUGAUCGGCCGUUGAGGCGACGAUCCGUGGUCGAUUUACGUCCGGCGCGCUUCCAGGAACGAUCCGGCCAGUGCUCCGGGAGGACUCAGCAGCGAAAUCCGAGCCUGCUCGCGACAUUCCGGGCUCUGACUCGACGGACUUCUCAGAUAUUUGCGCGGUCGCUGCCUUGUGUUUGACAAUCGGAGCCGCGCUCGAAUUCGCAUCCGCAACAGAAGUCGAUGACCAGCUCGCGGCCGGACAAGUAAAGCGGGCGAGUCGGCCAACUUGAGAACAGUUUUCCUUGCUUCGGAGCUUUUCGACAAAAAAGGAAGCUUCGCGAAGCCCUCGAUCGGGAUAUAACGGUGUUCACGACAGCGCCAGACGCGCUCCAAUUGGAUUAUAAAACAAGCGUCUGCCGGUCCGCACGACCCUUUUCGCUUCUCGCCCGCACGGAGGACAAGUGCCUCGCUCGAAACUUCCUGGAAACGACCGCCCAGAGGACACGCGACAGAGCGCAGCCAGUGAAGGAGGACCGAGACCGCCGGGAACGAGAACUGAUCUUCGGUUCGCGGCCAUUCACUAGCAGAAUUUGGUGGAAUGUUAAAUGCGGCAUUUGCCCAUCGCAGAUUGAAUGUUGCUUGUUUCAUACGGCUCAAGUUAUUGUUCAGUUAGGUUAUGGCAAAUUUAAAUUUCCAGCAACCUCCAAGAAGUAUAGCAAGCGGCACCCUAUCAGCUCGAAGUUCGGCAGGUUUUGGUGGCAGCUCACUAUCCGGUCAUGCAACACCACCGACUGGAAUGUCAGGAAUGUUUCCACCUGAAAAUCUAUUUUUCUUAGGCGGUGGAAACUAUGGCCAAACGCAACAGCAAUUGUCACCGAAUCGAAAUGCCCAAUUGUCGGUGGGCGGAGCCGGGGGUGGUGGUAUGCAACAGCUGCAAAGCGGAGCCCGAGGUGGAAACAUUUUCGGUCAACGAUCGUUUGCGGACCGACGAAUGCCUGGCGGUGGACUGGCAGGCAAUUCGAUGUCGAACAUGGGAUCUUUCAUGCAAUCAGGUCGUGGAGGAUACGGGUCUGGCAGCGGGGUGGGUGGCGGUAGUUCUCUUAAUAAUUUCCAUUCGGUGUUUGGUGGAACUGCGGGUGAAUCUGCGACGCCAACAUUUCUUGAUCUCUCCGAAUUCCCGUCAUUGAAUGCUCGCGGCCAGAAUGACCAAUCACUGCCUCAGACAAAUCCUUUGCAGCCACCUGGAAGUAAACCUUAUGGUAAUUUUUUCAUCUCUUUGGGGAUGGUGAAACAACCCACGUCCGAGCAAUCGGAGUUUACAAUGUCAAAUGAGGACUUCCCCGCGCUCCCUGGUACCCAAAAUACGGAUGGCACGACGACAACAAGUGGCCUUGCGGGUAGCAUAGAAAGUUCGGAAAAAGGGUCGGUGAAUGUGUCGAGUAACAACAUCGGUGGCAUAGAGAUCCAGAAUGACUCGAUAUCAAGUAACGACAAAGCUGUUAAACGAGGCGUCCAAACGUCAUCGGAUGGUAAAGUCACAAAUAUACCCGCUAGUAUGGUUAAUAACCAGUUCGGUAUGAUUGGACUGUUAACAUUCAUUCGAGCAGCGGAAUCAGAUCCGAACUUAGUUACAUUAGCGAUGGGACAAGAUCUGACUGGUUUAGGCUUAAAUUUAAAUUCACAAGAAAAUUUACAUCCAACAUUCGCUGGACCGUUUGCAGAUCAACCUUGCAGAGCCCAAGAUAUAGAACAUAAUGUGCCGCCCGAAUAUCUGGUCAACGUGGCGAUACGAGACAAACUAGCGAGUCUGACAUUAAAGAAAUACAAAGAUGACCUACUUUUCUUCUUAUUUUAUACAAAUGUCGGUGAUGUGAUGCAAUUAGCAGCCGCUGCAGAACUACAUAGUCGUGAAUGGAGGUAUCAUAUAGAAGAGAAAGUUUGGAUAACACGAAUUCCCGGCGUAAAUCAUUACGAGAAAAAUGGUACAAAAGAGCGAGGAACAUUUUAUUUUUUUGAUGCACAGAACUGGAGACGAGUACCCAAGGAGUUUCAAAUUGAUGCAGAAAAAUUAGAUAAAUGUCCAAAUCUUAAUGCACUAGUGAGCUUAAAUGGACAGCCUGUAUAAUAUUAAUUGAAAAUAAGGAAAAAAAUAAUACAAAAACAAAAAUCGAAAAGAAAAAAAUCCAAAAAAAUAACAAGCAGGAAAAAAUAAAAACCAUUAUUUAAAAAAAAA